AUGGAUCGCUACAGCCAGGGCGCGGCGCCGCCGGUGCACCGCGGCCGCCCAGUAAGCGGCAUGGACGCCGCCCACGCUACCGAGUACUUCGAGCACUUCAUGAACGCCACCUCGAUGAAAACGAUCCUCGGCUACUAUCGGCGCAUCUGCGAGUACCUGCACCUUAAGCCGAACGUCUUUCCGCUUUUCUAUCCGAAGCUGAGGGCGCACGUUACGUCGUGGAAGGCGAAGGCUUUGCUCAAGAAGUUCGAUGCUAGGGCUUCGCACAAGUGCUACGGCAAGGGAAAGAUCUGCGCGAACACGCGCGUGCUGAUUAUCGGUGCUGGGCCGUGCGGACUGAGAAGCGCCAUCGAGGCGCAGCUGCUUGGUGCUAAAGUUGUAGUUAUCGAAAAACGUGACAGGCUCUCUCGUAACAACGUCCUACAUUUAUGGCCGUUCGUGAUCGAGGACCUUCGAGCUUUGGGUGCCAAGAGAUUUUUCGGCAAAUUUUGUGCCGGUGCUAUUGAUCACAUUAGUAUUAGACAACUUCAAUGCAUUUUACUUAAGAUUGCGCUUGUGCUUGGCGUGGAAAUCCACACCGAAGUCAGCUUUGAAAAGAUGAUUGAACCUAAUGUAAAUGAUAAGACUGGUUGGAGGGCAGAAUUUAAACCGGCCGAUCAUCCGGUGUCGCAAUACGAAUUUGAUGUUAUACUCGCCGCAGAUGGAAAACGUAACACCCUGCAUGGAUUUAAGCGUAAGGAAUUUAGGGGCAAGCUUGCAAUAGCCAUUACUGCCAACUUUAUCAAUAAAAAAACGGAGGCGGAAGCGCGGGUCGAAGAAAUCAGCGGUGUCGCUUUCAUAUUCAACCAAAAAUUCUUUAAGGAUUUGUACGAAGAAACCAGAAUUGAUUUAGAGAAUAUAGUUUAUUAUAAGGACGAUACGCAUUACUUUGUUAUGACUGCCAAAAAAGCUAGUCUCAUAGAAAAAGGAGUCAUCAAGCAGGAUUUGUCAGAUACGGAGAAAUUAUUGGGUCUGGAGAACGUGGACAGGGAUGCUUUGCAAGAGUACGCUAAAGAGGCGGCCAACUUUAGUACGAACUACCAAAUGCCGAACCUGGAGUUCGCAGUAAAUCACUACGGCCAGCCCGACGUCGCCAUGUUUGAUUUUACCUCGAUGUACGCUGCAGAAAACGCUUCGAAAACUAUUGAACGCAAUGGUUACCAGUUGCUCAUGAUCCUGGUCGGCGACAGUUUGCUAGAACCUUUCUGGCCAACUGGUUCGGGGUGUGCUAGGGGUUUCCUCUCGUCACUGGACGCCGCGUGGGCGAUAAGAAGUUGGGCUUCGCCGACGACCACUCCGCUGGACGUGAUGGCUGAGCGCGAGUCCAUUUAUAGGCUGCUGGCGCAAACGACUCCUGACAAUUUGAAUAAAGACUGGAAAUCGUACACGCUUGACCCUGCCACUAGAUACCCAAAUUUAAACAAAAACGUCGUGCUUGCGCAUCAAGUUAUUAAUUUAUAUGAAACUGACAACCCGGACAGUAUCGACAAAAUGAGAAGAAACAUCUAUGAAGCGCCUCAAAUUGAAAUGCCAAAGAAACGAAGAAGAGGCGACGUUGACAACGAAGUAUUACUCAGCUGGAUAUCAGAUCAAGUAAAAGAACACGAAGACAUCUUCAUUACCGAUUUAGAAUCGGUAUUAAAGGAUGGAAAAGUGCUAUGCGCGAUUGUUCAUCAUUACAGACCGGAUUUGUUGGAUUAUAAUGCUAUCAAAGAUGGGAACCCGGCGACAAAUAAUCAACUUGCGUUUGAUGUGCUUGAAAAGGAAUUAGGUAUACCUCCUAUUUCAACUGGCGAAGAAAUAAUAAAUAUUGAAGAUUAUUUAACCAUGGCUUCGUAUUUGACGCAAGUUUAUCACACGUUUAGAGGCGAAAUUCCUCAUAUUAAGCAUCCUAAAUUGGAUCUUCCAGAGAGCAGCAAGCGCACCGAGACCACGUUCAAAACAGUCAAGUUGUCCGAUUACCAGGCAGCUGCCAGCCAACGUCUGUCGAGUCGACACAAACGCCACGCGGACGCCAUCUCCUCGAACAAACCGACGCCAGAUCGCAAGACGAGGAAACGUCGCACGCUGGAACGAGUGGGCGCGAGCGUUGUCGAAAGGCAAAAGGUGUUGGAAGAAAUAUCAGCAAACAGAAACGAAAGGCAAAGUAAAAGAAAACAGCAAAGGAAACGUCAAACCGAACAGUUUCUGAAAAGUAUGCAAAUGCUUCAGGCAAAUUGCAAACCCGACCAUUCUCAACCUUUUGAAGAUUACUCGAUAUUUUUGUAUCGUCAAAACGCCCCUAAUUUCGAAGAACGAGUUAAAGAUUUAGAAAAAAAAUUCACCUAUGUACCAGACCAUGAGAACAAAUUGCCAUCACUCAGAGCAGGAAAUGAUGAAGAUCUUCAGGCAAGAAUCAAAAGUCUGGAAAACAAAUGGAAAGACCCGCAACCUGUGGACCGUAAGCCUAAGGACUUACUCAGAGCGAUAGGAAAGAUUGAUUCUACCGACUGGAAUAUUAAGGAAAUCGAGAAGAAAAUCUUGGAAAACAAGCUCGGAAAAUCGGUCAACAAAGAUAAAGAGAGAGUCCCGAAAUGGAGCAAGGAGGAAUUUCUAGCCCGACAAACUAAAAUGGAGAGUAAACAUUUGGAUAGGCAGGACAGUGCUGAGGCUAAAUUUGCCGAUAUAGACAAGAACAUAAAGGUUUUGGACCAUAAGCUUAAAGAAGGCACUGUUAGAGAUUUGGGGCAGAAUAAGGUGGCUACUAUAACUGAAAAGUUGGUUAGCAAAGUACCGCCACCUAAAGAGGAAAAACCUGUAGAGAAAGCUGUAACCCGUCCACCAAUUAACCUGCCAACCCAGGCUGCUUCCGAAUUUUGUCACUUCUGCGACAAACGGGUGUACCUCAUGGAGCGGCUCUCGGCCGAAGGAAGGUUCUUCCACCAUGGUUGCUUUAAAUGUCAAUAUUGUCAUACACAACUGCGUCUGGGCUCGUACUCUUUCGACCGAGACGGCCAAUACGGCCACAAAUUCUUCUGCAUUCAUCACUAUGGAAUGCAGGGAGAGCUGCCUCGUUCCACAAAAGUCGUCAGAAAAUCGUCCCACAGACAACCGCAGCAAGAGAUCUCAAGGAGUCCGGAGAAAAAACGGUCCGCUGGUGUGGCAGGUCUGGAUCUGCUCGACAGAGUACAAACUCCAGAGAGGAUCGAGUUUGCCAAUUUAUCGACCGGUAGCGUUCUAUCGGAUGUCGAUGAACCUUUGAGUCAAAUGGAUGAGGAUGAGUGGACUGAUAAGAAUUUCGGAGCUUCUUGCGCAGAAGAGUUGGACGAUUCUGAUGAUGAUUCUUCGAGUUACAGUGAUACCGAUUCUGACGACGACGCCUAUGACGACGCUCUAGAAGAACCAGCAACCAAGGAAGGUACCAUGAGAUUAGCCCAAAAAUUAAAAUACUACCGAAAGAAGAAUAAAUCUGAUUCCGAUGGGUACAGCAGUUCCGAUCAGUCAAGUUAUGAUGAAAAUUCCAGUGAUGAUGACGAAUCGGACACGGCUACCGAGGGAGAAGAUGAAAUCCGUGCCAGGGAGUUGCGCAAACAAGAAGUGAAUGUAGAACCACCGGUCGUGCACACUGACACGGGCACCGAUACAGAGGUUGUUUCUGACGAGACCAGUUCCGAAUCAUCUAGUGAAGUUCAAAACUCGGCAACGGAAAUAUCGACCGAUUCCGAGUUUGCGCAAGACGAUCCCACUCCGACAAGGGAAAUACCUUCGAUCACAUUUAACGAUUGCAACGUUACUAAAGUGAGAGGCAGUUCGGGGGCCCCGCGACGUCUUCAGGUGACCAGCGGCUAUUUGCAAAAACCACUAAACGGGAAAAAGUCGUCGAAGCCCAAUAUCGAGCUCAAACUGAGUCCUCUUGUACCUUCGGCACCUAUAAUUAAAAAACCCGCACCUGUGUUAUUGCCACGUACUGAAGGUUAUGCUUUAAAUCGCACACAGAGCACUGGUGGAAUUGCUGCUAAAAAAUCUCUUGAAUUGAAAAAGAAGUACUUACUAGGUGAAUCCGCCCAUCCAGGCUGCAUUCAAAAGUCAGGAAGUGCUUCAACUUUAGACAAUAAAUUUAAAAAUUUCCAAACUGACGUUUCCGAUUACCAAAAGUUGCUUAAACCCUCCGCAGAAAUUAGCGCAAGCAUGAAGGUCUUCUGCACAAAGUUGGACGAAAAUUAUUCUUCGAAAAUUUCGCCUAGUUCGUCGCCUCAACCGAUUAGCACCGAAACCACUCAGGAGGAAACCAAAAACGGAUAUACAUCAACGCCACCACUACCUCCUCCAGACAUCACCAAAGACACGGAAAAAGCGGAGCAUUAUGUUUUCCAAAACGAACUUGAAGGUAGACCAAGAAGUCCAGUGCAUGAGACAUCUAUCAUAGUACCCGAAAUCGAUUGGAGCAAAAAUAAAAAGAGCCAAACCGAGGAAAGUUCCUCCAGCGAAUCCAGCUCGGAAAACGAGCUUGCGAGCACUCCAAACUACGAUUACACAAACAUACCAAAAGUGGAAGUCCACUCGGCAAUAGACGAAGAAGACAUACCUCCAGACUCCCUUUGCAUAAUAGAGGAUCCCAAAAAUAAAGAACUCGAAGAGCAAGCAGAGCCAGUGAAAUCAAUUGCCAGCGAGAAAAAAUCUCUUAACCAACCAAAAUCUUUACCGUACUUGGAAAAAAUGUUACCAGAAAUCCACAACUCGUUGCAUGUGCGCUACAAGAAGGAAGAACCUGAAAAUACGAAAACCAACAAAGAAAACGUCGAAUUGGAAACAAAGUCGAGUGGUAGAAGCACUCCGGAUUCCCUUGCCGAACAAGUGACAGUCGCUCUAACGGAAACCGAGCUUUCCGAUUGGGCCAGAGAGGGCGAGGUGUCGGAUGACCUAGAAGAGUUUGCCGAGUUUGAAUUAAAUGAACAUAUUGAAACCAACAGGAGCGCUAAGAAUCCUAAAAAUUGUAUGGCUGAGAACAUAAAGAAGGCUGACAUUGCGGAGCUGGACGAUUUUGGACAUGUUUGUGGUAAAGCACAAGAUUUUGUUGAUGUGAAAAAUAUGGUGCUUGAAGACAGUUGCAAGUCAAUUAAUGUUAAUUUUGACAAUAUAGAGUUUAUGGAUACUGGCACUGAAACCAGUAGCGAUGAAGGAGUAGUCGAUAGCCAAAAUGGCUAUGUGUUAUUUAAAAACGACGACGAAAUACCUGAAGACAGCCUAAAUCCGAUUAUAAACCAAUUGGUUGAAGCCAAAAACGAGCAUUUAGGCUCAAAGUUAGAGGGUAUCAAAAACACUGGAUACUGCAUAAUAUCCAACAUGGAAAACAAUUUCGGUAGCGAAGUUAUCGAUUUGAAACCGUCCGAUUUAGAAAAAUUAAAGCAAAAACAGGCAGCUACCGAACAUGAAGACGACAGCCUAUUAAUAGUAGACACUGGCACUACAACUGAAGAAAACACUUGCAGCGACUCUACGGUCAAAAAUGUCUCCGAUAUUAGAAUCGACAAGGCCAAGGCGAUUUUUGAAAACAAUAAUUCGCAGAAGCAAAGGCUGGAAGAAAAAUUAGCCUCAGUCAAAGCUGAGCAAGCAUUGCUCAAGCAAAAUAGUGAUCAAAACAAACAAUCUAGUCAUAAUAAAAUUAUUGUAGAUGAUGUUAAUUUAGAAUUCGACGAGCAUUGCCAUAGAUUACAAUCCAAAGUCGAUUUUGGCAACGCGAAGGAUUCCAUAGAUAUUAGGAAAUCUAGAAGGAAGAGCAAGUCGGAAGUCACCCCGAAACCUGACUUAAUUCAGGAAGAAAAAGAUAAACCAAGUCCCGUUCACGCUAAAAAAGACAUCACGCUAAAUUUAACCCCUACAGUGCGCACUCCGGAUGUUCUAUACAAAAAAGAAAACAUAAUGAAAGAGAGAGAUGAUAAUCAGAGGUUGAUUCAAGAGAUGGUCAUGAACAAAAUGAAGGCGGAGAAUAAGUCCUUGGAAAGGCGUAGAAGAAAUAGAACUCCCAGCAAACAAUACGACUUAACCAAAUCCGCAACCACGGACAUCUCUCAAAUUAACCUAGACAAUUCAAAUAGAAACUCCACGUACUCUAACGCUAGCAUGUACUCCACGCCAGAUGUUUUACUAUCCACAAACUCCGUACCACUGCAAUUAUCGCACUCGGUUAACACAGCAGAAUAUUCUGGCAGAAAAGAAAACAAUAAGCCAACUUACAAUGACAGCGUGUUCAAUGAUUUUCAAACGCCCAAAGCUCCACCUCGUACAAAAAACGAUGACAUUACCCGCACCUCUGAAAAAAUGAAGCAAGUAGCUAGAGAAAGAGCGAGACUAAUGUCAAACGAAGACCUGGGCUUAAGUCCGGAGGACAAGUUCCAGAGGGUAAAAGAUAAACACUGCAAGAAGGGCAAAGAAAAUACUCAAGUCAAUAACCAGUCUGUCGAAAACAGAAACUCGUGGUUGCACAAUAAUUCUUUUAUGAAAAAGAAGAACAAUUCCACGCCAAAGUUGCACAGCACAAGUACAACGAAUCUAACGACUGCCCCAACAAGAACGAAAUCCGUAUCCGGGAUUAGCAAUAAUUUUGUGAUUGCCAAUGAAACGCCAGACGCUUUAAAAAUGUGCAAGUCCGAUCCUAAUUUAUUGGAUACUGAAGAUUCGAAGAAGAAGAAAACUAGAGGCGAAAGUUUUCUGAAGAAAAGUCAAAGCUUUCUCAAGAAAGGGCAGACAUUUUUCAAAAGUUUAUCCCCAAAAAAGCUAGACAAAUCAAAGUCAUGUUCAAAUCUGGACCAGAAAAUCACUGAAACCAUUAUUGAAACGCCAAUAAUAAGAAAGAGCUAUUCGGAAAUUUCUUCAAUAAAUCAUGUAGAUAAUGAUGUCUCUCCACCCCCUAUCCCACCUUUACCUGUAAAUUAUACUGGCAAUUCCAUUAAAGGAACUGAUGAUAGUUCCGAUGGUGAACAAGACUGGAAAAAACAUGAGCUUAGUUCUUGUGACAAUAUUGAUCAAUCUGGUAUGUUUGAAAGCUCCAUUACUAGUGUUUCAAGUAGAAGAAGUAAAUCCUCUAGAAAAGCUAGACAAACCCAGCUCAAAAGACACCGAAUGGCCCAAGAAAUACAACGUAAACUGGAGGAAACAGAAGUGAAAACCAGAGAGCUGGAAAAACGGGGCGUGCUGGUCGAGAAAGCGCUCCGAGGCGAAGAUAGCGAAUACAGCACGAAAGACGAGUCCGAACUGUUACAAGAAUGGUUCGAUUUGAUGAGAGACAGGACUGAACUGCGCAGGUACGAGAAGGAAUUGAUGGUGCGCGCGCAGGAGCUGGAACUUGAAGACAGGCAUGCGCGACUUCAGCACGAUCUACGUGAAAGACUUGAAAGUGAUCAAAAAACUGAAGCAGACUCAAAAGCUGAAGAAAGUAUAAUAACAGAGAUGUUGGAUAUUGUUUCAAAGAGAGAUUCAUUAUUGGCUGUCAUGGAAGAAGAACGUCUAAGGUGCUUUUCUCCCCUAAAUAGUGGCUCUUCCAUUUUAUUGAGGAAACCUGCAUUGGCCUCACAGAAUGAAAACACUAAUUUGCUUGCAUGCCCGCUUUUUUUGUUUAUUUAUUUUAUUUGG
Molecule: messenger RNA, 7647 nt
Organism: Brassicogethes aeneus
Lineage: Eukaryota; Metazoa; Arthropoda; Insecta; Coleoptera; Nitidulidae
Source: the annotation of a GenBank genome assembly